This is a messenger RNA of Trypanosoma theileri, 342 nucleotides long. RefSeq lists its product as uncharacterized. NCBI's taxonomy places the organism in Eukaryota, Euglenozoa, Kinetoplastea, Trypanosomatida, Trypanosomatidae. The record is from RefSeq and is a predicted model, not a curated record. The transcript has a single exon. The annotation marks the transcript as partial.
GUGUUGUGUGUGUUGGCCCUACUGUUCUGCUGUGUGGGUGUGACUCAUGCUGCUGAUCCACAACACACCGCUAGAAUGGUGAAGAAGGCACAUGAGAUGGCUAAGGAGACUAUGAAACUGAAAGAGGAGUGCGUGAAGAUCUCUACGGCUGCCAAAGAGGCCGCCGUAAAAGCUCAAAUAUUUGCUGUGGUCACUGAUAAGGACCUCAAAGCAAACUCUAUGAACACGUCAGAGAUGGAGAAAAAAAUAGUGGAAGGUCAAGAACUUAUAAAUAAUGCAAUGAAGGCCGCAAAAAAUACAAGAGAAGUUGCCGACAAAACCAAUACAUGUUCAGAUGAGAUA